AUGUACAACGCACUGCUUCCGAAUGUGUCUGCAGAAAAGUGUGCUCUUCCUCUGGCAGGAGCUAUAGCAUUAGGAAUGGCGGCCAAUAUUACUUACAAAAUCUUCAUGUGGGCCCAACAGAAGCUAAAAACGCAAGAUUUCUGGUGCCACCCAGACUAUCAAAAAAUACCAAGUCCAUCAAAGAAAUAUCCAUAUUUUGGGCACAUGCUAUCUCUGAAAGAUACACCAGGAUUACAACUCCAAACAUGGCACCGAAAUCUUGGCCCCAUCAUACGCCUCAACAUGGGUGUUCAACAUUGGGUUAUAAUCAAUGACCCUACGAUUGCUCACGAGCUGUUUUCUCGGAACGGGAUAAAGACAUCUGACAGACAGAAGCACAAAUUUACAUAUGAUAUGUACAGUAAAGGUGGAAGGGGUAUUCCAUUCAACAAGACCAGUAAAAAAUGGAAGAACGCACGCAAUAUUGCAAUUUCAAUAUUAUCCCCAAAAUAUGUUGAAAGCUUUACAAAAGUACUCGAUACCAUCAUUGACAAGGCAAUCAAACAAUUGGAGGACGAAACGGAGAAAAACGGAUCGGUCUCUCCUAUGCACAGUUUGAAAGUCGUAACAUUUAGCGCUAUGCUCAGAUCACUACUCGGGGGGUCAGCCAAAUUUAUUGCUAGCGAGACUCUUGACGACAUAAUCAAAACAACAGAAGUAAUGUUUACAUAUUCUGGGCCAGAAGGUGACAUCGAUUCCUUUGUUCCACAACUUGCUUGGAUCAACAAACGUUCAAAGCACAGAGAGGAAGCGGAGGCAAUAAUUAACCAUCGAGAUAGUCUGUACAAGAGGUUGAUCCAGGAUGCACUAGAAGGAGAUCAGGACUGUCUUCUCAAGCACAUAUACUCACUUAGGGAUGAAUAUGAGCUGGAUGAAACCGAUCUUCUUGUCAUGACGAGUGAUUUGAUUAGUGCAGGAGGCGAUCCAACUGCAUUAUCUUUGGCAUGGCUCUUUGCGAUCUUGUCCCAAAAUCCAGGAGUUCAGAUGAAGAUGCAGUCUGAAAUCGACUCGUUUGUUGCUCGAAACGGGCGUACACCUGGAUUUUCAGAUAGAGAAGAGCUUCCAUACACAAUCUCUGUCCUGUUAGAGAACAUCCGUUUUAGAAGUGUGACAAAUUUUGGUGUACCUCAUUUGACAACCCAGGACGUCGAGUUCCUUGGCUUCUUUAUACCAAAGGACACCGUAGUAAUCAGUAGUAUGCACGCCAUGCAUAUGAACGAAAAUGUCUAUGAAAAUGCAGAUAAGUUUAUACCCGACCGGUUUUCAGGCAGCAGAAAAACUUGGUCGAUUUCAUCAAACGGAAGCUUCGAAGAACGUGAUAUGUACGCUUUUGGGUGGGGAAGGUGCAAUAUAGAACCGAUAAUUGGUUUGGACGGAAAGCCAGAAUAUGUAGAUCUGGACAGCAUUCUACCUGCAGGUGUGUUUACAAGAUGUCAUAUAUUAGCCACAAAUAUGCUGACAAUUAAAUCAGUGGAGAGCUUUCUUGUUAUGAAGCGAAAUAUUAAUGAGAUAACCUCAUCAGAAAAUGAGUUUAAUAAACCCAACUCAUGUGGUGAUUUCGAGUAUUCAGUAGCUUCCGGUGUAGAAUGGAAUAAGAUUGGUAUAGAAGAUCUAUCGUCAAUUUCUCCCAACGACCGUGUACAAUGUCUUAUUCGAGUUGCAAAUCUCUUGCCUCUAAUGACCGGGAAACAACAAAAGACUAUUUCCGAAUUGCUUAUUGAACAACUAUCAAAGGAAAUAGAUGUCGAUGUAAAGGCCAUGUUAGUUUUGUUACUAGAGAAAUUUUCUAGAUUUUUCAAUAUCAAUGCUGCCCAACUCUUGCAAAGCCUUACAAUAGAGAAAACCAAUCCAAUUGACCCGUUUGUCUGUCUACAUUUAUAUAUAUAUAAAAACAAACGUGCACAUAAGCUUAAGUCCACAUCUACAAAAGUGAAAUGUCAAUUAUACAACUGUAUCAUUAGCUUGAUCAAGGGUCGACAAGUUGUGCAUGAUAAUGAGAGCAGAAAUAUCUUAACUCAACUCCUCAAACGUGUUAUAUCAGAACUUUCUGAUCCACAUUAUAGAGUACGCGCAAUUUGUAUUCGUUUACUUUCCUUGCUACCAUUCGUAUUAGAGUUGUGGAAUAAUAGCUCAGGAUCCAUAUCAGAUACUUCUUUAGUUGUAAUCACACAACUAGAAGCACAGAAAGUGAUUAGUAGUUAUGUCUUAGACAGCGACCCAAGAGUUCGAAAGAGUGCGUUAGAUGCACUAGUUGGUAUGCAUUUGAGAGGAUCACCUUUAGACUCUUCUCUUUAUCCACUCGCAGUAAAAUCACUUCAUGACGAUUUUGAAGAAGUUCGAAUGGGUGGACUUAGACUGGUGUGGACAUUGAGUUCGCUGUAUCCAGAUCACAAAAUGAAAUUGGCUCACGAAGAAAUCCAAGAUACCGUUCGACUUAUUGAUGAUGCAUUUGUGAAACUUUGUGAUCUUGUAAACGAUUCGUCUGUCGUUGUUCGUACAAAGGCCUGUGUCAUGAUGGCAUCUUAUCAACAUGUCGAAUUUAAUGUCAUGUCCCAGACAUUCAGCAAACGUAUUAUGUCUAACUUGAGACGCAGACUUGGAUUCAGCACGUAUCGUGGUCAGAAAAGGCCUACAGUUGUUACGGAUGGAAAUUUCGAUGCUGCCUCUAGCGAGUUUAGACUUUUGGAUUCAGGAGCAUGUGGUGCUUUUGUACAUGGUCUGGAAGAUGAAUUCCAAGAAGUAAGAAGUGCUGCGAUUGAUUCAAUCUGCGAAUUGUGCAUGUACAAUGACAAACUUAUUCGUAGUGCAGUAGACUGUCUUGUAGAUAUGUUUAACGAUGAAAUUGACCGGGUUCGUAUUAACGCUAUACAAAGUCUGCGCAAGAUUGGAACACGGGAAACCCUUUCUUUCAAUGCAGAACAGCUCGAAAUUGCAGUGGGAGCAUUGGAAGAUAAUGACCCGACAGCAAGAGAAGCUACACAUGAACUUAUUAGAGUUAUUCGAAUUGACAAAGAAAGCUCGAUGCAAACAUUAUUGGAUGCUCUAAUGGCAAAUAUGAAAAGAUUUCCCGAAGACCAGCUCUCAAUAUUCCGUUGCUUACGAGAUGUUGGAAAGAGACAUGGCGAUUAUUUGGGAUCAAUGGUUCCUUCACUACUGAACCUGGAUAGACGGUACCUUCCGAGAGAACCUACAGUAGAAGAUAGUUUAUAUGCAUCCAAUGUAAUAUUGAUUGCAAACGCAUGUACAACCAACAUGAGUAUAUCCGAAAUGCUGCCAAAAUACAUCUAUCGACAUUUUGCAUAUUACCAAAGCAAAUAUCCAGACUGCAUUCCUGAUUUGAGGAAAAUGUACAAGUCUGCAAACAUUGUCUUGCAAGGAGACAUUGAUUGCUUGCCAACGAAUUUUGCAGUUACCGCACAUAAUCUGGUCACUGACGAUGUGGAAAAGUACAUGGCUGUCACCCUUGAUAUGCUCAAAACAAUUGGCCUUCAAUUAGAGCGCAAAGACUACACUGGAGCUUUAUUGACAGUCGAGGCAGCGGAUAGAAAUUUUGAAUAUAUUGCGACUUUAAAGCCAUCCCUUGCUGGAAAAUCUAAGCUGGCAAUACUUUAUCUUCAAUGCUGUGAAUUAGUGAUCAGAAUUAAGCAAAGCCACUCGUCACCAACGUAUGCUGCAACCGCGCAAAUGGCAGCAGCAUCUCUUCUUCGUCUUUCUUAUACUAUUGAACACACAUUUCUGGGACUCUCUAAAGAGACUCGCCACUCUAUUAUGUAUUUCCGUGCUCUGGCCAAUAUCACAUGGAUGUUUGGAAUGCUUAAACAGAUGCCAAUCUCAAACAAAACUCCAUUUACCAUCAAGAACAUGCUAGUGGCCUCUUUACAAAGGAUGACUUUAAUAGAAAAAAAAUUCAACAAAGAUGAUAACAAAUGUUCCGGUAUUUCUACUCUGAGGUCAGAUUUGGCAGAGGCAACAAUCUCACCUUCAACAGCAAAAGUGUCUGCUUUACAGUCAUUUGUCAAUACAUUUCUACCUCUCCCAGUCUUUCUGAGUAAUCCCAUAAGGCACACAAGUGCUGUAAUUACCCACCCAAUCUCAAAUAUCGACAAACCUCACCGAUUUGUGUACCAAUUUCCCACCGAGCUGAGAGUGGAGGCUGACAUCUUAAACGUCGCGGAUCCGAAUGAUAUUGCAAUUGAGAUCAUGUAUCCUGAUAAAACUUCUUCAGUUUUCUGGCCCACAGCGGAUGAAUUUAAACCUGUUACUCCUUACUGCUACAAGCUAAAUGCCUCCAUUGUGGUUAAAUUCGCUAUGUGGACAGAAACUGCGGUGGUGGAGAUUUCUGUGGUGCGUUCCUUUGAGCCUGAUUUACCUGGACUAGACGAGUAUAUCAUGAAAUAUCCAAACGCAAAGCCACGAAAGACAUCUAAUAACUUUAAUACUACGGCCACUACAUCAAUCAGUGAACCGAUAAAGUAUUCGCUUCACCCUACCAAACUGUGA
This is a messenger RNA of Phycomyces blakesleeanus NRRL 1555(-), 4539 nucleotides long. Its product is annotated as cytochrome P450 CYP5206 chimaera. The record is from RefSeq and is a predicted model, not a curated record. Gene Ontology annotation, molecular function: monooxygenase activity; oxidoreductase activity, acting on paired donors, with incorporation or reduction of molecular oxygen; iron ion binding. Bases 1 to 4539 code for a protein of 1512 amino acids. The transcript is spliced from 33 exons. Gene Ontology annotation, cellular component: integrator complex. Gene Ontology annotation, biological process: snRNA processing. NCBI's taxonomy places the organism in Eukaryota, Fungi, Mucoromycota, Mucoromycetes, Mucorales, Phycomycetaceae.